Messenger RNA from Camelus dromedarius (Arabian camel), 1296 nucleotides. It is a transcript of the gene LIPI, whose product is annotated as lipase I. Gene Ontology annotation, biological process: lipid catabolic process. NCBI's taxonomy places the organism in Eukaryota, Metazoa, Chordata, Mammalia, Artiodactyla, Camelidae. The annotation marks the transcript as partial. Gene Ontology annotation, molecular function: glycerophospholipase activity; carboxylic ester hydrolase activity. The transcript has 9 exons. The record is from RefSeq and is a predicted model, not a curated record.
UUUUUAAUUUCAGAGAAUAAAGGACCAUGCCUUGAAUUCUCUCAGCUAAGUGUAAAGGAUUCCUUCAAAGAUCUGUUUAUUCCCAAAAUGGAGGUAAUUCUGAUAUUGUAUACAAGGAACAACCCAAAUUGUGCAGAGCCACUGUUUCAGCAGGACAACUCACUUAAUGUUCAUUUCAACACAAGCAAGAAAACAGUCUGGCUUAUUCAUGGAUACAGACCAAUGGGCUCCACUCCAUCGUGGCUUCAGAAAUUUGUAAGGAUUUUGUUGAACCAAGACAAUGUGAAUAUAAUUAUAGUAGACUGGAACCGAGGCGCUACAACUUUUCUUUACAAUAGAGCAGUUAAAAAUACCAGAAAAGUUGCUGUGAGUUUGAGUAGGUACAUUCAUAAUCUUUUGAAGCAUGGAGCUACUCUUGAUAGUUUUCACUUCAUAGGUGUGAGCUUAGGGGCUCAUAUUAGUGGAUUUGUUGGAAAGACAUUUCAAGGUCAAAUUGGAAGAAUAACAGGUCUUGACCCAGCUGGGCCACAAUUCUCUGGAAAACCAUCAAAUGGCAGAUUAGAUUACACUGAUGCAAAUUUUGUGGAUGUCAUCCAUACUGAUACCAAUGGUUUAGGCAUUAAAGAACCCUUGGGACAUAUAGAUUUUUUUCCAAAUGGAGGAAAAAGGCAACCUGGCUGUCCUAAAUCCAUUUUUUCAGAUUACAAGACUGGUUUGUGCGUGGAUUGUGACAACUUUAAGGAAAAAUCAUGUCCUAAACUAGGUUAUCAAACUGAGCUAUGGAAAGAUGAUUUAAAAGAAAGAAUAGAAAACAGAUCUCUCAGGACGACUGUGUUUUUGGAUACUACUGACACAAAUCCUUUCUGUACCUAUUACUUUGUCCUCAGUAUAAUUGUUCUGGAUAAAACUAUGAAGGAUGGCUAUGUUACAUUUAAAUUAUUAAAUCAGCUUGGAAUGGUCGAAGAGCCAAGGCUCUAUGAGAAGAACAAGUCAUUUUAUAAACUUCAGGAAUUCAAGAUUCUUGCUCAAUUUUUAAAUGAUGUUGUAAAUAUUUCAAGCAUUGGUUUGACUUAUUUUCAAAGCUCAAAUCAGCAAUGUUCCACAUGCAAAUACACUAUUCAGCGUCUCAUGUUAACAUCACUGACACAUCCAGAAAGGAUGAAUGCCGGAACAGGAAGUCAAAUCAUCUGGAUAAAAAGCACGGGACAAAGUGGGAGCCUGGCUCUGAGAAACUGUGCCUCCAAGAAGAUGUGGCCGGUGAGGGCUGCCAAUAGCUGUGGAGCUUGCUGCAUGUGA